This is a messenger RNA of Lepidothrix coronata (blue-crowned manakin), 822 nucleotides long. RefSeq names its product protein SCO2 homolog, mitochondrial (gene SCO2). Lineage: Eukaryota; Metazoa; Chordata; Aves; Passeriformes; Pipridae. The annotation marks the transcript as partial. The transcript has 2 exons. The record is from RefSeq and is a predicted model, not a curated record. Gene Ontology annotation, biological process: mitochondrial respiratory chain complex IV assembly.
AGCGCCGGCCCCGCUGCCCCGGAGCGCCCCGAGCCCCCGCGGCUGCCGCUGUGGCAGCGUGCGGCGGUGGCGGGGGCGGUGGCGGGGCUGGCGGGGGCGGGCUGGCUGUACCUGCGCCGGGAGAAGGAGCGGCGGCAGCGGCAGCGGCGGCUCCGGGACCUGCGGGCGCUGGCGCUGGGCCAGGGCGACUUCCAGCUGCAGGACACGUCCGGGACCCCCCGCUCCCGCGCCGACCUGCUGGGCCGCUGGGUGCUGCUGUACUUCGGCUUCACGCACUGCCCGGACGUGUGCCCCGAGGAGCUGGAGAAGCUGUGCCGGGCCGUGGAGCUGCUGGAGGCGGUGCCGGGGCUGCCGCCGGUGCAGCCGCUGUUCAUCACGGUGGACCCGGCGCGGGACGACGCGGCGGCGCUGGGGCGGUACCUGCGCGACUUCCACCCGCGCCUGCAGGGCCUCACCGGCACCGAGGAGCAGGUCCGGGCGGCCGCCGGGGCCUUCCGCGUGUACGUGAGCGCCGGGCCCCCCGACCCCGACGGGGACUACGUGGUGGACCACUCGGUGCUCACCUUCCUGCUGGGCCCCGACGGGCUGGUCCGGGACUGCUACGGCCGCUCCCGCACGGCCGAGGAGCUGGCAAAGAGCGUCAGGGGGCACAUGGAGACCUACGAGCCGCUGCCCCCCGGGUGUGUGUCAUGUGGAGACAGAGACUUUAGGUGGGCAGGUGGAGGGACCCCUGACAGAUGCGAGUGUGUCCCAGGUGUGUUCCAGGACCAGGAAAGGACCCUUGAGAGACCUUGGUGCCCCCCAGGUGUGUCCCAGGGGUAG